AAUUUCCAGGCCACUUCCACCGGGGGCGGACGAAGACUACAAGUUACGGGUUCAUCCGAACUCAAUAUUUUGACUCGGAGGAACGUAAUAUAUGUAUUGAAAAAUCACUAAAUACGUACAAAUAAUUUUUUGAACCCCAUAAAACAAAUGAGUUCUAAUACAAUCCCGAACAUUAACUAGUAAGUAUUAAAGUUUAAAUCCUGAAUCUGUUUAUAUUCCCAAGGCGGAGCCAGCCUUAAACUACGCGUUCGGCAGACCCAAUGACUUUCGCUCAAACCCUGUAUUUGUAUUGAAAAAAUUAUUAAAUAUAUAUAAAUCAUCUAUCCAAAACCCACUAAGCAAAAAGAACUGCAGUUCAGAAGCCAUAAACUAAAAAUCCUAGCUCCGCAUCUCUGAUUGUUCCACACUUUAUUGGAUGCUAAUAUAAUCUUAUGAUUGUUUUGAUGGAAAAUUUGAGGCAUAUAAGCUGUCAAGAUUAGUAUUAAUCGGCAGGACUAAAGACCCUUUCAAGUGUUUAAUCAGAAAAUAAUGAUUUAUGUACUGGCUAUUCAUAGAAAGACCAAGUCUAAGGUUCAACAUCGUACUAAAUGUCCUAUGAGAAACACAUGGAAGAGGGCAUUGUAAGUUGAGAUAGAAAUGGUACAAAUCAGAUCUGUAAAGCUCUAACUUUCCCCCUCUAGCCUAGUCUAAAUAAAACACAGUUUACACUUCACUUCCUGUAGCAACCAAAAGCCAAGAAAGGACUAAAAGGAUACUAAAUCAAGAAUGCAAUCACCUUGUUUCAAGUGUAUUUGCUGCCAGAAUUCCUAUAGAGAGUCAAAUCCCACCUCUAAAAUCAGCAUAAUCAUCACUUGCCAUCGUGAAUUCAUCGAUGCAAUGGCUUCUGCCAUCCAGCCAAAUUCUCAAUUCACUAACCAUGAGUGUUUGCCUUCAUGUUUAGAAUUGUUUAGCAACUUAAAAGAAGCAUAUCCACACUACUGUCAGACUAAUGUUGCUGAUGAAAUCCGAGCACACGAAUACUAUCACCUUUCUCUUUCGAAGCACGUAUGUCUUGAUUACAUUGGCAAUGGCCUUUUUUCAUACUACCAACAACACGGGCAUCAUCAUCCAGCAGACGAUUCAAUCGCCUCUUCGUCAUCAGCUCCUCCUCCUCCUACUCAACAAUUUGCUUCUCCCAACGAGCCUUUCUUUAAUAUUUCGUACAAGUCAGUGAAUUUGAGUACUCAGUUACUCUACAGAGGCCAAGAGUCCGACUUAGAAUGUAAUAUGAGGAAAAGGAUUAUGAAAUACAUGAACAUCUCUAAGUCUGACUAUUCUAUGGUAUUUACAGCUAACCAGUCUUCUGCUUUUAAGCUUUUAGCAGACUCAUAUCCAUUCGAGUCUAAUAACAACCUUGUUACAGUUUAUGAUUAUGAAAAUGAGGCAGUGGAAGGGAUGAUCGACAGCGCUAAGAAAAAAGGUGCUCGAGUAGUAUCAGCAGAGCUCUCAUGGCCUAAUUUGAGAAUCAAUUCAAGAAAAUUGAGAAAAAUGCUAGUUGCCAAAAAGAAUGGUAAUAAGAAGAGGGGAUUGUUUGUUUUUCCACUUCAGUCUAAAGUGACAGGCACAAAAUAUUCUUAUCAAUGGAUGAAUAUUGCACAAGAAAAUGGUUGGCAUGUCCUGUUUGAUGCUUCUGCAUUGGGUCCUAAAGACAUGGAAACAUUAGGCCUAUCUAUUUUUCAGCCUGAUUUUCUUAUUUGCUCAUUCUAUAAAGUGUUUGGUGAAAAUCCAUCUGGUUUUUGCUGUUUGUUUGUGAAAAAUUCAAGCAUAUCACAGCUCAACAAAUGUUCCACUAGUUUGGGCAUUAUUAGUCUUGUUCCAGUAGCGAAAUCAUUUGGAGAUAAAGAUGAUUUUGCUUCUUCUUCUUCAACUACAUCAGAAUCUGAUCAAGAAAUCAAACAAGUGUCUGAUCAAGAACCAGAGAAAAUAACCACAUUGUUCGAAAUAUUAAACUGGGGUAACAAAUCCAACAAGAAUAGAUGGAAGAAGGUUGAAUUCGAGACGAGUAUGAGUUCUGAUGAAUUGGAAUGUAGAGGGUUGGAUCAUGCUGAUAAACUAGGCCUGAUACUAACAAGUAGCAGAGCAAGAUACCAUAUAAAUUGGCUGAUAAACGCGUUAACGCGCCUUCAACAUCCACAUGCUGAAGAUAUUCAUCAUCCAUUAGUGAAAAUCUAUGGACCAAAGAUACAUUUCAAUAGAGGACAAGCUGUGGCAUUCAAUGUACUUGAUUGGAAAGGCCAAAAGAUUGAUCCAACACUAGUACAGAAGCUUGCCGAUCGGAACAACAUAUCGAUUUCUUGUGCGUGUUUGCAGCACAUAUGGUUUUCAAAAAUGUAUGAUGAUGAAAAAAAGACUAUCUUGGAGACUUUUAGAAGUGGUGACAAUAUUAAGAGGGGGAAAUUGAAUUGUGGUGUAUUAGUGAUCACUGUUUCAAUUGGGAUGAUGACAAACUUUGAAGAUUUGUAUAGGUUAUGGAGUUUUAUAGCUAGAUUUCUGGAUGCUGAUUUUGUUGAGAAAGAAAGAUGGAGAUACAAGGCACUUAAUCAAACAACUAUUGAGGUGUAGAUUGAAUUAUUAUUUUUUGUCACAACUCUCCAUUUAUUCUUUCAUUCUUUGUUUCUUAUAUAUUGAUUUGUGAAGUGAGGUCAAGUAGUGUUAAGAGGCAUUAUUAGUCAUCUGUCGCAAACUAUGUUAUUUGGGCUCUCCAAAAAUGAUAUCUUUCUCGUGUUUGAUCCUUCAAAAUUGUAUCUUUGGAGGAUCUGACACGUAUCCGGUGAUUUUUAAAGAGCCCGAGCAACAUAGGUUAACUCAUGUUGACAUUUUUAUCCAUUU
Molecule: messenger RNA, 2868 nt
Organism: Lycium barbarum (goji berry)
Lineage: Eukaryota; Viridiplantae; Streptophyta; Magnoliopsida; Solanales; Solanaceae
Product: molybdenum cofactor sulfurase-like
Exons: 1
Coding region: 766-2601 (611 amino acids)
Source: RefSeq, a predicted model, not a curated record